Megalops cyprinoides (Indo-Pacific tarpon) is the source of this 2107-nucleotide messenger RNA. It is a transcript of the gene vegfaa, whose product is annotated as vascular endothelial growth factor Aa. Gene Ontology annotation, biological process: induction of positive chemotaxis; positive regulation of mast cell chemotaxis; vascular endothelial growth factor signaling pathway. Bases 644 to 1213 code for a protein of 189 amino acids. Gene Ontology annotation, molecular function: vascular endothelial growth factor receptor 1 binding; growth factor activity; chemoattractant activity. Lineage: Eukaryota; Metazoa; Chordata; Actinopteri; Elopiformes; Megalopidae. The transcript is spliced from 7 exons. Gene Ontology annotation, cellular component: membrane. The record is from RefSeq and is a predicted model, not a curated record.
ACGAGGACCGAGCUCAACGAAAGGGCGAGAGCUGCCGAUCUCGGAUCUUGGAUGUCAUAACGACCAAGAAAAAGGGUAAAAUUUGAAAGGCAAAAAGGAACAAGGAAACCGAGACAACAGCCGUUUCGGGGAAGGAAUUUUGAUCGAUCGAUUUGCACCUGCAUGUACUUCAGUCGGAUUUUGCUUUUGUGAUCAUAUAUCGCUCAUGUCUGCUUGCACCGGUUUAACGCUGCGAGAAUAGUACGCGAAGUUGCAUUUGGAGUUGCCUUUUUUUCUCCUGCGAGCACCCUCUCGGAGAGGGGUGAUCUACCGGUUAUGGGAUAUCUUCUGCGCAGCGCUACGGAUCAUAAUCUCCUUUGAAGAAAAGAGUUUGUUUCAGAAUACGGUAUACACGAAACGCAUUUUGGAUUCUCUAGUUUGUGGAUAUCUCGACAGUCACAGACGACAUUUGCGACUUAUUUUAAAAGGAUUUCUUUCAGGUGUCGGUCUAUCCUGGUAGAACCGGAAUGGAAUUCAUCCGACUAUAGCACCUCCUCCUCCGAGAAAUUCUUAUAAUUUUAGGGUUUGAUUCCCAUACUUGUGUUCGAAGCCUCUUGUCAGCUAAAAUUUUGAAGUAACGACGUUCACCUUUGGAAAUACAACCAUGAACUUUGAUACCAGUUUGGUAAAAUUAUUUUUCGCGGCACUUCUCCAUUUGUCUACUGUAAAGAGUGCCCACAUACCCAAGGAAGGGGACAACAGUAAAAAUGAAGUGGUGCCCUUCCUUGACGUGUACAAUAAGAGCUCGUGCCAGACGAGGGAGGUCCUGGUGGACAUCUACCAGGAGUACCCGGAGGAGAUUGAGCACACCUUCAUCCCGUCCUGCGUGGUCCUCAGGCGCUGUGCAGGCUGCUGCAACGACGAGGCGUUCGAGUGUGUCCCCACAGAGACACGCAACAUCACCAUGCUGGUAAAACGAAUCAGACAACGUGUAGCCCAACACGACUUUCAGUUGAGUUUCACAGAACACAAAGCAUGUGAAUGCAGACAAAAGAAAGAAGUGAAAGAGAAGAAAGGAAACCACUGUGAGCCUUGUUCAGAGAGAAGAAGGCGCUUGUAUGUGCAGGACCCACUCACCUGUAAAUGUUCCUGCAAAUUCACACAGUUACAAUGCAAGUCCAGACAGCUUGAGUUAAACCAAAGAACUUGCAGAUGUGACAAACCGAGGAGAUGAGAGGCGGGUACAGGGGGCUCGGACAUGAAGGAGGAUUCUCUGCACGGCACUUUGAACUUUGAACUCUGACCCCGCGUCAGAGGGACGCAUUCCCUGGACACAGACUGAGGACAGAGGGAGAGAGAAGUCAUCACGUUCUUUAUUCUUUAAACAUUAAUAUAUUUAAAGACAAUGACAAUAUUUGUAUUGCUGCUAUAAGGAAAAAAAAAGUAAUAUUAAAAAGACUCUACAGACAAGCAAACGAAUGCGCCAGCGCAUGUCGCUGGUGUGUGAAUGGGACUCUGUUUUGUUUCUUGAAACCGUUCAAUUGAUGUGAAAGUUCACUGGAUAUGGGUCUGCGGUGGAUAUAAGCGGCAUCAAAAGAAACAAAGGAGAAGAAGAGCUGUACUUCAUCAAGAGGCGUGGUGUAGACCUCACCGCCCGACCGGGAGAGAAACACGGAGCGCCUCUCUUUCAGAGGGUUGGAGGAAGGCUGGCCGUCACCAUUAGUGAUGUCACUUCCAGCCAGGUGUGAAGGUCUCGUUUCCAGUUUGACUAAAGCCCAGUAGGACUGGGAGCUCAGAAACUUGUAAAGGGAUAUUAAUUGUAGGUAUAUAUGGAAACUCUUGAGAUGAAAUGACUUGACAUCAUUAUUCUUCAAGGAGCAGUGGAAUUCACUGACACUGUAGAAAUGGAAAGCCUCCAUUUGCUUGUGAAUUAUUUCUUUUUCCAAAGAUAACAUUGAACACACCUGUACAAUUAGUAAAAUAUGGCAAAAUAACUAUCUUUAUAUACAUACCUAAUAUCCCUUUUUGUAGUUCAUUGCAUUUAAUUUAUAAUGUUAGAACAUUUUCAUUAUUCUGUGUAUUUAAUUUGAUCUAUUUAUAUGCAGUGUUAUAUUAAUGUUUUGCUUUG